Megalopta genalis is the source of this 11456-nucleotide messenger RNA. RefSeq names its product AE binding protein 2 jing (gene jing). Gene Ontology annotation, biological process: regulation of transcription by RNA polymerase II. Lineage: Eukaryota; Metazoa; Arthropoda; Insecta; Hymenoptera; Halictidae. The record is from RefSeq and is a predicted model, not a curated record. Gene Ontology annotation, cellular component: ESC/E(Z) complex.
GGUGGGGGUAGUCGCCGUCGUCAGUGGGUAGCCGUCGGCGAGAGGUGGCGGUGGUUUUGUACGGUGAAGAAAAGAGGGGUUAAGUGAGCCGUGCCGGGCCGUAGAAGCGAGCUAGCGGUGGCGCGGCCCGUGCUCGUGCCAUAGGGCCUCUGCCAGACAGUAGUGCGUUCGUUUACAAGAUGGCAGACGGUCCGUCCGCGGAAGACGCGGCCACCGACCUCGGGGACGGUGAUUCUCGUUUAACCAGGGACCGACACAAACGUCAGGACGGCCAGUCGGCGACGAUGUUCUCGGGCAUGGGUCAGGACACCGCGAGACGCAUCCACGAAGACGUUCCGUUGCUCGAGAGCCAUCAUCAUCAUCAUCGUCAGCAUCAUCCGCACCAGCAUCGUCCUCCCCGUCGCAAUUGUCACGCGUACGCUCCCCGUCGUCAUCCGACCAACAACAACAAUAACAGCUCGAGUACAAACAACAACAAUCGUUGCGAGAACGGGGAGCACGUCGAGGCGGUGCUGGACGUGAGCGAGCGCGUUAGUAAAAUCGAGAGUGUUCAAAGUGGUGCGGAUACGACGACGCGCGUUCUGCUGUUCGCGUCACCGAUGCGCGAGGAUUACGAGGAAGACGAGGAGGAAGAGGAGGAGGAAGAAGACGACGAUGAAGAGGAAGAGGAGGAAGAGGACGAAGAUAGAUCGUUGGACGGGGACAGUGUUUCGAAGAAGUGUCGCGCGAGUGUUCGUGUCGACGCGGCGAAGAAGAAGCCGACGAGCGCGAAGAGCAAGACCAAGACGAAGAAAACCGAGGGGAGCUGUAAUAGCAAUCACAAUAACGGUGGCAGUGGUGCUGGUGCUGAGGGUGGCGCGUCGCGCGGUGACAAUGCCGCCUCCUCUUCGGCCGACGGUCGGCGCCCGAGGUCCAUGUUCCUCGACGACGACGACGAGGACGACGAGGAGGAUACGUCCAGGAAGUUGACUCGCCUGAGCAAAGACAACAAGCACGGCAAACCGCAGCAGCAGCAACAACAACAACAACAACAGCAAAAAGUCUUGCGGGCCGAACACGGAGACCUGGACGCCGCUCGUAACACGGACAGGAUCGCUAGUGAUGCUAGUGGUGAUGGUGGUGGUAGUAGUGGUAGUAGUGAUGGUGCUGCUGCCGCUGCCGCUGUUUCUGCUUCUGCUUCUGGUGCAGCGGCUGGUGUUACAGCGAACGGCAUGGCCGCGGUCGCCAGGCAUCAUCAGGGCAGCCCUUUCAAGGGACAGGUUAGGACCGCCGAGGACACCCUGGUCGGACCCUACGGCAAGAAACGGUGCGCCGAUCGAUACGACAGCUCCGAGAGUUCCGACAGUGGCGUGGCAAUUUCCUGCGGGGAGUGUAGCAGCAGCGGCACCAGCGAUAUCACCGAGCCUGGUUCGCCUUGUAGCACGAGUAGCGACGAGGGGGUAGCGAUACGUGGCGCGUCGGCCAGUCCACUUCCGUCCCUACCCAAGCUGGCGCCUUCGUCGCAGAUUGGUACCAGGCCCCAGUGGCCCUGGACCCCGCCGUUGGCGGCCACCGCAUGUUCGACCUACAAGAGGCUCAAGGGCGAGCCCGAGGCUGGUGCCGUCCCGAGGUCCGGGGCCGCGGAUCCCAGCUUCCGAGGGAUCAGCAAGUCGAGCAUCACCAAACCGAAUGCCGGACAUCAUCAUCAUGAGACCCAAGGGAAGAUCACCGAGUACUUUAAAACCCAGGUCAAACCACAACAGCUCAAGAUCAAAAAGAGCAGCGAGGCGAUGUCGGUGCUGGUUGCGAAAAGCUCGUCGGAAUUCAGGAGGCCACCCACGGUGCAAAGGAACAAGGGAGGACUGGCAAAGUACUUGGGCACCAUCUCGCCGAACGGACGGAACGCUUCUAGCAACGACUGGGAAGUGCGAACAUUAACGAUGUCGCCGCCGCCAACGAAAAAGACGCCGCCGGUAAUCGCGCCAAGGACCAAUGGUAAGAUGGACAAGAAGUUACCAAAACCGGUGCCCAGUUUGCCCAUCUCUAAUGACGUAUUGAAGAAUAUACCGAGCUGCAAGAUAUCGUCGAUGAGGUUGACAUCCUCCGCAGAGGCGAGCCCGACCACGAAGACGGUGUCCCAGCAGUCGACGCCGACCCCGUCGGCGACCACCGAGGCGACGCCGCUCGACUUCAAGGGCUGCAUCCUCUCGAAACCCCACGUGAACGAGAACAACAACCUGACGAACGGUUGCGCCGGGAUCUUGGGCUCAUUGAGGUCACAGGGUACUCAGGAUCUGCUGUCGAGGCUGCAGGCGCCUGAGGACACCGAGGCAAAGGCGACCCAGGUCAGCCCGGCGGACGAGGACGACGACGUGGAGGAAGAAGAGGACUCCCGAAGCAGCGAAUCGAGGAGCAGCGAAUCGAGGAGCAGCGAGUCAAGAAGCUGCGAGUCCAAGCCUCCGCUCUCUCCCAUUCUAUCUGCGCCAACUACCAUACGGUUUCCGGCCAGGGAACCUGAAAAAGACAGGCAGCAGACGACCGACAGCGGAGUCUGUCGGUGGGACAAGUGCGAGGAGAGCUUCGAGUCCAGCUCGGGUCUUCUUGAACAUUUGCAGGCGGCACACAUUAACACGCAGACGGGCGGUGACAAUUUCGUCUGCCAGUGGCAGGGCUGCAAGGUGCAAGGGAGGAGUUCCUGCUCAAGACGGUGGUUGGAGCGGCACGUGUUGUCCCACGGCGGCAACAAGCCGUUCCGGUGCAUCGUCGACGGCUGCGGCAGCAGAUUCAGCUCUCAGACCGCUCUCGAGAGGCACGUCAACGGCCACUUCAAUCAGCCGGAGACCAGCAACAACUCCGGGAGGCGCAGCUGCGAGAGCGGCGGCAAGCUCGUCAGAAGAAACGGGAAAAGGCUCAGAUAUAGGCGACAACCUUGGUCGGCGAGACUGUUCGACUACUUCGACUCGGGAGUGAUGGAAGGUCUCCAGCACAGGUUACUGCAGAUGGCGAAAUCGAGGACGCAAGGUCGCCUCGCCGAGACACCAGGAAACUCGAUGGCCCUAACUAGUCAAGUUUUAGCUCGAAGAGUGGAAUUGGACGGCAAGACUAAAGUGCUGUUGCGGUGGUACCCUCCAGACAUCGAGCCGGACGAGUGGGUGCUCGAGUCCGAGGUCCGGACCACGAAGAACGUGGCGAUACGGAAGGUGGCAGAUGCGAACCCGGAAGAGGUCGGCGUGGCCCUGUACUCGGCGAUAAGCGGCGGCGCGCCGCCAACGGCGCGGACGAAGCAGCGCCGGAAACCGGUCAAGAACUCGUGAUAAUGCCGGCCACGAUGAUCGAGGACAAGUGUGACGAAGCAGCGAGACGAGUAAGCCAGAAUUAGGGACGAGUCCUGCAUCAGGGCGAUUGUGCUUCCUGGUCUGUGUAAAGGAGGGGAGCCUGGCGAGGGAUCCGGAGCCUGAACGUGUCCAGAGGAACGACCGGAGUUAGACGUGUUCCGUUUGCGUGGGAGAGACGAAGGGGAGACGGGAGACAGACAGAAAGAUCAGGAGCGAUCGGCGAAGGGAGAGUGAACGGAUCGGCAGACGAAUCCAAGACGAAGACUACAGAAGACACAGAUCGGAGAGGGGAUACACACGGGUCCGCGACGAGUCGUUUGAGCGGUCGCGGAUCGGAUCGGAUCGGGACGAAACGUUGAAGGGGCGAAUGAAACGGCGAACAGAAAAGAGCGCAGACUUCCCGGACGACGGAAGGAGGAACAAUACAUUCUAAUUUAUUUAGCCUAAAUCCAUCGGGAUGGUCGUUAGGUAAAUAAUAUAGUAGUCGUGGAUAGCGAUGAAGAGAAAAAAAAAGGAUAUUCUUGUUGCCUAUCGAUAUUGAAAAUCUCCAUACGUUUGGGGUCGAUUCCUGCCUGCGUGUCCGCGGGUCGCCCGUUUCGAUCGUGGCGGAAACGGCGUUCGUCGGGCCCCGAAGAGGUAGGUGGGCUUGGGCCUCGAAAGUGCCUCUCACCGUGGAUACGUUUUAUAUCAUUGACCGCCGUGCAAGACCAAUGAUCGAAGACGGCGGACAGUUGAAUUUAAUAAUGGAAUUUAAGGAGCAGAGGGUGUACCGCAAAACAUAAAAGCACGUUGUAGAAGAGCACGAAGAAGAACCGCAGAGACACUGCGACGGAGAUUUUACUACGAAGGAGAUAAGAGAAGCGAACAAAAGAAUUAAGAAAAAAAAAACAAACUGUUAAACGUUAGUUAACGCGUCGUGUAAGGAGAUAAUCACUCUGGUGGCCUUAGGAAUCAAUUAAUAUCUAGAUGCGGCCCCUUGGCGCUUCCGGGUCCUGUUUAAACUACUCCGUGACAGAAGCCAGAAGAUAAGGGGCGACGAUGGGGGGGUGCGUGAAACGGGAAACAUUUUCGACUCAUCCUAGACCCUCGAGACCAACUUACGAAAGGAGAUGCAUCUACCUCGAUCUUCGGCUCGGUAGAAAUUUCCGCUGGCCGUUGUCGCGCGCGCGACAGGGGGAACACUAGGAAAGGAACAAGCACUCUGCAUCACUCUGUUUCGAAGAAUAAACAGAAAUAGAGGCACGAUUAGGCUCGUCACCCGAUAUAUCGAGAAUCUCGGCAGAAGAGGACCGCUCGGACGACCAGCCAACGAGAUUUCUAUCGAGGUAUAUCCGUAUUAGUUAUUUUGGAGAGAAGGAGGGUGUACAAAACGAGUGAAAAACAAACGGAAUAACGAAGCUCCGCCUAUUUUUUACGAUCCACGCGCAGAAAAGCGAACGACCGUUCGACGAUAACCUUGUUUCUUUCCAUUUACCCCCCCGUCUCUCGUUGUUAUCUAUCGAGGCGGCGUCCCGAGAUGUCGUCGCCGAAGCAGGAAUACAAUAUCUCCAGAUCGAGUUUUUCGACCAGCAGCAACCGUUUUUUUCAUUUUCGCCAUCGUUCUCAUCGAGUUACCGAGAAGAUCGACACACCGACACUGCCUCAGUUCGAAGCAUCCGCGCGACGAACAUCACUCGCUCGAUUCAGAGACGAGACAGCACAAGCGAGUCCGGGAUCGGAAGCGGAUCGGAAGCGAAUGUUUUGCUCUCUGUACAGGGGGAUAAAGAAACAAGAUGGCUGUGCGACAUUUUCCACGGAGUUACUGCACGGGGGAUCUAUGCGAAAACUAGAAGAAAGAUGCAGACAAAGGAGGAGGAGAAGAAGAGAAGGAGGAGGAGGAGGAAGAAAAUGGAGAAUGAAGAUUCUGACCGACAAAGAGGAAGAAGGAGGACAGGAGGGUAGACCCGCGCGCAGAAGACGCGCUAUUUUCAUAGAUCAGUAGACAGGACCGAGAGAACGUAGGAGUAUUAUGCUACUCUAACUUCUGACAUCGUGGAACAAUGUGAUCGCGCACAUGUACACAUAUAUAUUCUAGUGGAUACGAAAACACAAAAAAAAAAUAAUGAACACUUGUAAAUUAAGAGAAGAGAGAAAGCGAGAAACGGUUAGAGGAUACGUGUUGCCGAUGACGUGUUGUGUGGCUAAGCACGGCGAGAGAAUGUGUACAGAGAUAGGGAGCGAAAGAGAGGGAGAGAGAGAGAGAGAGAGAGAGAGCGAGCGCGAGCGAGUGAGUGUGAAAGAGAAAUAGUUGGAACACACACGGACGGAAACACACCUUCACACACCAGCUGAGAAACACUGCCAAUACGAUUGUAAUUAAGAACUCUAGGCUAAUUGAUCGAUUAAUUAUUCUUAUUAUUAUUAUUACGAUUAUACGUGUAAUCCGAUAGAUCUCUAGCUGCCGCGGACGUACGAGAGGCGCGCGCGUCCCGCUCGCCACCGUCAACACUUCAUUUUGUAAACCCGCGUGUACAUACUUAGUCGAAAUUAUUGAUGCAUCGCCCCCCGACGGCGAUCAGCCUAUCAGCUUGCGACUUCAAGCGGAGGAAUGAUUGUUCUUUUUAAUCCGGAAGCCACUCGUGUUCGAGGAAACGAUGUUCGCGCCAGCAUUCACAUGAAACACCGGACAACGCUUUCUUUCAUGCAGGAUCGUCUUAGAAGUCCCGUCAAUUCCUUUUUUUUCUUAAUUAACGAACGAGUUCGUAGAGAAUUGUACUUUCAAUAAGAAAGUUGAUCAUUCGCUGAGCUUUCAAGUGACUAUUUUAUUUGUAAUUUCGUAGCACCUGAAGCUUAACGCAGUACCCACCGAUCACUUUUCACAGCUUCACACAGCCAGGUUCUUAAUGAACUUUACCGUACCAUGUAAUUUCCGAAGUGUUCUAUCGAUUCCGAAGUGUUCAAUCGUUCCCGAAGUGUUCAGUCAUUUCCGACGGAGAUUCUAGUGUUCAGCUUUCGUCCAGAGCUUUCUGUGAAUGGUGCCGCGAGAGCCGCGAGGACCCGUGUGAUUUUCGGGAUCGAAUCGAACGACGCGGACAUUCAGAGAGAAAGACAAAGACAAAGAUCAAACAAGAACGCGUCACUGCCAAAAAUCGCGCACUGCCACCCACAAUCGACAAGCCUUAUAUUUCACCGCCACAUCGAUCCGCGUCGAUCGUUUUCGAUCCAGCAAACUCGCGGGCCAUCCUCGCGAUCGUUGUUCGCAUCGAUCCCCCUCACAUCGUCGAGACACACCACCGCCUACUGCCAACCACCGACGUCGACGGACGCGAACCAAGGCACUGCCAUCGAAGCAAAACAGAGAACAGACGUGAAAAGACAUAUAUAUACAUAUAUAUAUACAUGGUCCUGAAUGUGUAUGUAUAUUUAUAGCCGUAUCUUUCUGUGUAUACGCGCGAUCAUCCCCCGUUCUCAGGCGCGCGACCGAUCGAUUUUCCAUUCUCCCGCGCUUUUCACUGCCGCGUUUUCCUCUUUUCACACCCGUCGCCGUGACACGAUUAUUUUCCUCGUUAACGCGACACGGUCGUCCCCUCUUUUACGCGCCGCCUCCCCUCUCUCCCCCUGUCCCCGUGUCUCAUUCCGUUUUUUGGCAUGUACCCUCGGUGCCAUAAUGUCGUCACGCUAAGUUCCUCCGCGGUUCGUUCGCCGGUUCUCUUCAUUCAUCGGUCCUUUAAACUCGUGGCGCGAUCGCGAUCGCCGUUUCCCUCUCGGUCCACUCUCGUCGCGUUUCUUCGGAUCGGAAAGUUGUUCUUAUCACGGCUGGGACCAAUCUCGCGCGUAUCCGUUCCUCGGCGAGGAUUCAGAGUUCAGAGUUUCCCCGGAGAUAUAGUCUAUACGAUCGCUAGGAUCAUCGAAGCUGCGUUUUCAUCGGAUAGAAAAGCAAUCGAACGAUUCGUCGGCGCAACGUUCGCACGAUUCACGGGGGUGGAACGGCGGGGAAGACUGUCGGCCACACAGUCGCGCUUGAUCUCUCGUGGUAAUUUAACCUCGGCGUGAAAUACUUCGGCGCGGAAACGCCCGCCCCAAAUUUUCUCUAGAAACGUCGCGUCGCCUAGAUCAUCGGUUAGACAUUUUUCCAGUUAGUAUUUAAUUCGAGUACGCUCGGAAUUCGUUUUCGUACAUUCGUGUCGGACGUUCGACGAGGAAAAUCCUGUUCCGCGACCGCGAAAAGAGGCAAACCAUCUGGACAGACAGGAGGGGAGGGGGGCUGGGGGACGAUCGCGCGUCCCAGGAUUUACCGUUCGACUCGAGACCGAUUUCACCCGUACGCUUCUCCUCCCCAAGACGACCGCGCGUAGAUAUAUUCCCCGUUUCGUAACCAUCCCUCCGGCCCCCUUUCCUUUCAUUUCAUUUUUUUUUUAUAUCGAGGGUUUUUUCGUGUUAUACUGACUUUUACCCGCGCGACUUUGUAGCUGUAAAUGUAUAUUUUAGCGAGGCGUUGUAAAGAUUUUGCGUAAGAUAAGGUGUAGAUAAUCGCCGGGCUGUCCGGGGAGGCUCGCCGCGAGUGGACUCCCCGGCGGCCGACGCUGCGUUUGUACAUGUGUAAAACGUGUGAACGAUACGAAGAGUGACGCUGCGCGAGGGGAAGAGAAAGAGAGAGAGAGAGUGAGAGAGAGAGAGAGGGGCGCGGGGUGCACGCUGUAAAUAAGAGACGCGAUCGAUAGAACGAGCCAAGUAUCGGGCAUCGGUUGAUCAGUUUAUUUCGACGAAGCGUUUCCUCGAAUGUCUGACGUGUCUGUACAGUAUCGCGGACUAAAAGUUUUCGUCGCGAACGAAAUUCGCCGGAGCUUGGACCGCGCCGCUGAAACUCGCGGGAAUCGCGCGGAACGAUCGAGAAACGAGGCCAGGUGUGGACACCGUAUUUUUGCAAAUCUAGAGAAAAAAGGACACGUUAGAUGAACGCGGGAACCGAUUAAACGGUAGGAGGGGAUUAUAUCGUCGGAAAUUCCUCCCUCUCUCUCUCUCUCUCCCUCACUCUCCGCGCUGAUUCAUUGUCGGCUCGACUGUCGCGUUCCCUUUGACUGUGUUCGAAAGCACGAGCAAAUCAUCAUCCCCUUCUCUUUUGAAGCGUCGCGACGCCAGCGAGAUCGUUUUACCGAAAUCCGGUUUCAACGUAGAAAACCGGCGUUGGCGAUCGAUCAUUCUCCUUCCACGAAGGCCGACGAUUGCUCGGAGAGAAUUCCCGCCAUCGACCCGGCCAUCGAUCCGCCCUCGAGUACGAGCUUUCCCGUCGGAAGCCCCAUUGUUCGAUUUUCCGCGAUUCAGAAAGUUCCCCGCGUUGUUUUCACCCGCGCGCGCGCUCGAGACAGCGGGACACUCGUCAGCUAUAAAUACGGUCUAACGCGUCGCCAACUAUCGAGACCUGCGAAUAGAAACGUACUCAAGGGUUAAAUCGAUCCGGCUCGAGACGCUCGACGUGCCAGCGGCGACGGAACGAGAAGCCGCGCGCGAUCCGCAGACCAAUCGAUCGAUAUUCUCGCCCACCGUUCUUCAAAUUCUCGUCAACCGAGGUGAAUUCGCGCAGACAAAGGAUCACCUCGCGACCUCCGCGACCCUUCGGUUCCCGUCCCGCUGGCAGUCCCGAGCCGCGCGGGCGAGUCCUUCGUAACCGCGUUCUGCGAUCGGUCGAGGAGAAGAUGGAAGAGCGAAGCGCCGAUCAACCGGUCGCUCGGCGGCUUUCCGGUUUUCACGGCUCUCGGAGAACGCCCGGCGUCGUUCGUCGCGCAGCGAGACAUGACUUGUAAAUGUACAAAGAGUAUAAACGAAAAUAAACGUAGUGGACUUGGAUGACUGGGUUUCCGGGGGACGGGGUUGACACGGUGCGCGCGGCAUAUGGGACGAAAAAUUCUAUUUUUCGAAGUUGCCCUGGUCCGCGGGGAUCGGUCGAAACCGGUAGGAAAUGUAAAUACAAUGCCCGGGACGCGGCGCGGCUCGGCUUUUCCUCGGGCGCCGCGCCCGGCUAGCGUACGGUGGAUAUAGUGUUUGCAUUUAUUAUAAAGUCUAUGUAAAGCGUGUGACGAGGGCAGCGGUCGUGACGACUGGUUCCCGACCGAUCUUUUCGAUGAAGAUCGCCGGACGUGUUUCCGGCCGCGCCGGUGCCGCGAAAUCGUGAUUGGAUCGGCGACGAUUUUCCCCGACCGGUGACGUUAUCGUUCUCGCGUUUUCCUCUGCUCUCGAAUGUCCGUCACGAGCGCUGCGGAGUCGCCCUCUGUUUAGAGAAAGGAUGGCUUGCCUCUUGCAUAAAACAAGUAGAGAAAUAGAUCGCAUAGUUUCAGGUAAUACGAGUUCUAGGCUGUAGCGAUCGCUCGUCGUCGCCUCGACUCGCGCGCGUUUCGAGAGUUCGAUGGAAAACACAGCCCGACGUGGAAAACAAACGUCGUCGCGGAGAGGAGAGGGGAAACGUGCACGCGCGUCGAACACAUCCGACCGAGUUUCCCCGAUCGGGAAUCGGUGAACAAUCGGAAAGCAGAGCGCUCUUUCACCAGUGAAAACUGGAAAGCCCACCUCCUGCCGUUUUUUUUUAACCCGAGAGCGUUCGUCGCGUGACGCGUCAAACUCGAUCGCUUGCUUCUUCGCCGACCUAUUUUUCGAGCGAUCCCGAGGAUGUGGCAGCGCAAUCUGUGAUUAACCUCAUCAAGGAUACCGUCGCGGCCGGGUAAUCUCGUUCGCGUUUGACAUUAACACGUUAACUACCGCGUCCAUCGGACACGGGUGACACGAUUCGGCUGUAAAACCCGAGACCAGCAGGGUCAGCAAGGGCUGCGGCUUUCUAAUUUCGUUUUCGUUCUUUUUCUUUUUUUUUCUUUUAACGACUACCCUGAUUUCAGUCUUCGGAAUUGCUUCCAGCCUUCUUCACUCUCCACCUUCUCCAUGCUUCUUUAAAUUGUCGCACUUUUCCUUCUUCUUCUUCUUUGUCUUCCCGGCUUCCUCUCCCCGACGCUUUAGCUACCAGCAACUUAUUAAUAGACUCCCUAAAGACUGCGCUAUAGUAGCUUAACGCCUAACUUCCUUUCUAAGGAUAAUCUCCGGACAAUUUCGUCGCUCGAUUAGGGCAGUGCCGCCGGUUACUAUAGAGUGACAAAUCGCUGUACCUUUGGUUUGUUUUUAGUUGUUAUUAUCCCUAUAUUUAACGAGUAAGACGUAUUCAAUUUCGUUGUUCUUUUAUUUCGCUAAUUUUUCCAUACAAAAGAUUACCUCGCAGUAUUAACACUUAGCCAAUCGAAUUGGGGAGAUCUCUCCGUUUUAAAUUCGGUCGAUUGAUGAUAAUUUUAUUGAGAUUCGCAAGAGAUACGAAUGCUGAGUAAGUAAUUGAUGCCAUAUAAGUUUGCUUUGUAAUUUUUGUUUCAAUCAAUGAAAUAUUUGAAUUUUAUGAUAAUUUUUGAUUAGUUUCUAGCGCGGUCUUGGAAGUAUUAAAAUUAUUCGACAAUUGAGUAAAAAACUACGCUAAAGUAAUCGGCUCCACUAACUCUAUUUGUCUUUGGUUUUCGAGCCGUUGAAUAUGUUCCCUUGGACCCCUUUGACGCGACAAACUUAUAACUUCGUUAGAAUCGGCGUACAUUCGGUUACAAAAGGACUGACGAAAGAUUCGACUGUUCGAGCGUGAAUCUCGAAAUCGAUAGAAACCAAGAAAUCAGUUCCGUAAUUUAAGCAUUAUCUCGUCCCGUUGUUUGCGCUGCCACGUCGCUCCUGGCAGUGAGAAAUGCCACAGCUUCGCACUGCCAAACGGAGAAGGAAAAAUGGGAGCUCGCGUUCGUCUCGCGUUCUGGAUCGAUCUUGCGAGCGAUCGUCGGAAGCACCGCGGUGUUCAUUGAUCCACAGUAGUGGUACGCUCCACGGAGGACUAAAUAAGAAACGAGAAAAACGGAAAUGCGUAAAAAAAAUAAGUGGUACUACCUAGGCGAGAAAGCGUACGCGGAGAUUUUUUUAACGAGAACCCUUGUCGAGCGUUGACUCGGAGGAGAAAGAAAAAAUACAAGCGUCGGACAGUGCUUUGGACUUUUUCGAUACUUUCAUGUACAAAACACGAACGAUUUAUAGCUCAAUGAGAACAUUAAAGAGACAGAUAUUGUAAGAGAGUAAUAAUAAUUUCACGGUUACGAUAUCGUA